AUGGUUCAGAUACCAUCACUCGUCGCACUGUGCUCAUCCCUUGUGGGCUUGAGCAGUGCUGCUGCUCUUGGGUCCGCUGAAGAGUAUGCCGAUGGCUCUGUACACGCCAAGAUCAUGGGCAUGAAGAUGGCCGAGUGGGAUGCUGAACUUGCUUCAGGUGCGAUGGACAGCUCGCGGUACCCUGAGCUUGGAUAUAGUGCUUGCGAGAACGGUUUUGCUGCUGCCAUUCCUGGAGAUGCAAACAACACUUUCAAGUGCAACAACAUCGAUCUGUAUCACUUCCUACCCCACGCCCAGCUCGGCAGUGUCGGUCAGGGUUCGUCUUCUUGGGGUUGGACCUCUGAGGACGGUCGUGAAUUUGUGGCAAUUGGCCAAUUUGACGGCACUGCAUUCGCUGAGAUCUCCAGCGAAGGCAAGCUGCUUUACCUCGGUCGUCUUCCUCAAUAUGACCCCGUCGGCUCUCGAUGGCGAGAAAUUCGCAUCCUGCGCGACUACGCUGUCAUCGGCUCUGAAGCAAUCAACAGUGGCGUCCAGAUCUUCGACAUGAAGAAGGUUCUUACCCUCGACCCCGCCAACCCGCACAACUUCACCCAGGAGGACCUUACUGGCUAUUGGAACGAGCUUCCCGUCGGCCGUACGCACAACAUCGUUGUCAACCAGGAACUCAACUACGCUAUGGCCGUCGGAUCUGUUGGAGGUAACGAGACGAUUCGUGUCCGCGGUGACUUGCCCUGCCGUGGUGGUCUCAUCUUCCUUAACAUGACGGACCCCGCAAAUCCGUUCUCGCCUGGCUGUGCUGCCGGGGAUGGCUACGUGCACGAUGCUGAGUGUCUGGUGUACCGCGGCCCGGACAAGCGCUACUAUGGCAGAGACAUCUGCUAUGGUUACAACGAAGAUACGCUUUCGAUUUACGAUGUAACCGACAAGAACGGCAACGUCACCAACCUCAUCAGCGUCACGUCGUACCCCGGCGCGGAGUACGUUCACCAGGGCGUGGUAAAUGACGAACAAAACCAGGAGUAUCUUUUCCUCGACGACGAGUUCGAUGAGCGCGAUGCAAAGGUCGGGCCUAUGACGCAGGGCCUUCCCACGACGCACAUUUUCGAUAUCCGCGACUUGGAGAACCCCCAUUACACGGGCAACUUCGAGGGCAAGCGCCGAGCUAUCGACCACAACCAGUACGUAGUCGACGGAUUCCUGUACCAGAGCAACUACGGCGCAGGUCUUACUGUUUAUGACAUUGGCUCCAUCACCAAGGACCCAUCCGGCGACUCCAUCUGCGAAGCCGGCUUCUUCGACAUCCACCCCGAGGACGACGAGCUUGAAGGCGGGGGCACUGUUGCCUUCCUCGGUUCGUGGUCGAGCUACGCCAACUUCAAAUCCGGCUACAUCUUCGUCCACACCAUCGAGCGCGGCUCCUUCGUCGUGAAGAUGACAUCCAAGUCGUGUUCCCAGCCCGCCGUCUGCGAGUCGGACGCCUGUCUCUCUUCGUUGCGCGCCAGCAGCAUCGAGGGCCGGCUGGAGCAGAGCAUCGACUUCUGCGACGGCUACUCGAGGCGGCAGCACGACGACGUUGCCGCGAUCCCGGACUAUGCGCGCCUCGGCUGUGCUGCUAACGCCACUGAGGAGGUGGUUGCGAGGGUCAGCAGCGCGUGUGCAUGUGUUCCCACCGUAGCGGUCCCGGAGCUACCGCGCACGACCAGCCGGCCGCCUGUGCCAACUGUGCUGCCGCCGAAGAGGAAUUGA
Molecule: messenger RNA, 1746 nt
Organism: Ascochyta rabiei
Lineage: Eukaryota; Fungi; Ascomycota; Dothideomycetes; Pleosporales; Didymellaceae
Exons: 3
Coding region: 1-1746 (581 amino acids)
Cellular component (GO): extracellular region
Source: RefSeq, a predicted model, not a curated record